AUGGGUCGAGAAGUGGAAAACCUCAUCAAGGAAAACAUGGAAUUGCUUGAUAUGAAAAAUGCUUUGAAUAUUGUCAAGAAUGAUCUCAUUGCUCGAGUUGACGAAUUGAGCAGUGAAAAUGCUAUCCUUCGUGAUGAGGUGCAUAGUUUCGAAAUGGUACGGGUAAAAAUGGGUGAUAACAUAGCAAAACUCGAGGAAGAAUUGAAAACAGUCAAGCAAAAGUUGGCCGAAAAGGAGGCUGAGGAAGAAGAAGAGGUUCCGCUGGCUCAGAGAAAGAGGUUCACUCGAAUGGAGAUGCAGAGGGUACUCAUUGAUAGGAAUAUGUAUAAGGAAAAGCUCAUGGAACUCGAAGAAUCUUUAAAAUGGACCGAGAUGCAACGAGCACGGAAACUGCAAGCGCAGUCGUCUGCUCCAAAGAAGGGUGGAAUUUGGGACUUGUGA
Messenger RNA from Strongylus vulgaris, 441 nucleotides. The record is from the annotation of a GenBank genome assembly. NCBI's taxonomy places the organism in Eukaryota, Metazoa, Nematoda, Chromadorea, Rhabditida, Strongylidae.